CCUCAUUGCUUAUAGUUCAUAUGUUUUUACAAAGUCAUCUCAAUAUAUAUACUAUAUAUAGAAUAUAUACCUAUAGAUAAAGAAAUAAAUAUAGAUUUUAGUCCUGAACCUCUAACGCACUAUCUUUCGACGAAGUUAAAGAGAUUUUGCUAUCACCAAUGCGAUUAUACAAACUUUUCACAAAUUACCUUAUGGAUAUUAAUCAAUGUUAUGCUUAAGCGACAUCUACAUUCCGAGUUGUAACAUGGCUGCCUUAAAGUAUUUGAAAGGUUUUGGCAAAAAUUUUAUUAGCAUACAACGUUCUGCUACGAAUUUAAAAAGAAAUGUGGCUUCGCUAAAUACAGUACAACUAAGGUUCAACUCAUCAGCUAGCGAAGAAACUCGACCAGAGCCAUGCCAAUCCGAUUCUAUGCUUGAUAUAGGAACGAGAAGAAUUUUUUCUGAAGAACAUGACAUGUUCCGUAGAUCAGUUCGGAAAUUCUUUCAAGAACGAGUAGUACCAUUUCAUACUCAAUGGGAAAAGGAUGGCCAAGUUAGUAGAGAAGUAUGGCAACAAGCCGGCGAACAAGGUUUAUUAGGUAUAUCAACUCCUACUGAGUUUGGUGGCUUGGGAGGCGAUUUCUUGUCAUCAGCAAUUGCUUUAGAAGAACAGGGAUACGCAAAUGCAAGUGGACUUGGCUUCUCCUUGCAUAGUGAUAUCGUAAUGCCAUAUUUGUGGCGAUAUGGAUCAAAAGAACAAAUUGAAAAAUAUAUGCCCAUCAUGAUGAACGGUACAUGCAUUACGGCAAUUGCAAUGACGGAACCAUCAGCUGGCAGUGAUCUUCAGGGAAUUAAAACAAAAGCAGUUAAAGAUGGAGAUGAUUGGAUCCUAAAUGGAUCUAAAGUUUUUAUUACAAAUGGUUACAUGUGUGAUAUGUGCGUCGUCGUUGCUAUUACCGAUGGAACAGCGAAAUCUACAUCUCAUGGAAUAAGUCUGUUUUUGGUUGAUGCAGAUAAGCCUGGUUUUAAGAAAGGAAAAAAGUUGAAUAAAAUAGGAGCCAAAGCUCAAGAUACGGCUGAACUUUUCUUCGAGGAUGUUCGCCUUCCCUCCUCCGCUUUACUCGGUAAAGAAAAUCAUGGAUUCUAUUAUCUUAUGCAGGAGCUACCAAGAGAACGUUUACUGAUUAUUAUCUAUGCACAAGCCCAAGCUGAAUUUAUGUUUGAGGAGACGAGAAAAUACGUUAAAGAAAGAAAAGCUUUCGGAAAAACUUUAAGCAACUUACAAACAAUCCAACAUAAACUUGCCGAAAUGAAAUCUGAAAUUGCUGUUGGAAGAGCAUUUACAGACAUGUGCCUCGAUUUAUACAAUAAAGGAGAGUUAGAUUCAAGUACUGCUUCAAUUGGAAAAUAUUGGUAAUUAUUCAAUAAUGAUUUCAUAAGAGUGGGAGAUACCAAAUUAAUGAAACUAACAUUAAAAUUUACUUGCAGGCUUAGCGAAAUGCAAAACAGGAUUGCAACCCAAUGUUUGCAAUUGCAUGGCGGUUGGGGUUACAUGAUGGAAUAUCCAAUCGCAAGAAGCUUUCUAGAUGCCAGAGUUCAACCAAUUUAUGGAGGUGCUAACGAAAUUAUGAAAGAGUUGAUAGCCAGACAGAUAAUUAUGGAUUAACGAAAAGUGUGUCAAAUUUAAAUACUAUGAUAAUAUUUAAUAUAACAUUGUUAUUCUAUUAUCUAAAUAUUUUCGAACUAUAUUUCAUUCUGUCGAAAAUAAAUAACAACAAAAAAAAUUUUAAAGUUAUAUUUCUACUACUU
Messenger RNA from Dimorphilus gyrociliatus, 1788 nucleotides. The record is from the annotation of a GenBank genome assembly. NCBI's taxonomy places the organism in Eukaryota, Metazoa, Annelida, Polychaeta, Dinophilidae.